Molecule: messenger RNA, 1271 nt
Organism: Neurospora tetraspora
Lineage: Eukaryota; Fungi; Ascomycota; Sordariomycetes; Sordariales; Sordariaceae
Exons: 4
Coding region: 1-1230 (409 amino acids)
Source: RefSeq, a predicted model, not a curated record
AUGUGCGGGCACACAGAGUACCGAGGGGCUCGUUGCUGUCCACCCAUCGUCCACAAGAACAACAGACAUGAGCUCUGCAAGAAGACCCCGCAAUACCUUCAGAGUACGAAGAACGGAAUCUUCACACAAUGCAGAACGAAGAAGUUGGAGGCGAGCAUGGCCCGAAGUAGCAAACAACAUGGCAACAAGGACACAUGCCCCGGUUUGGCUAUCACAUCGAAGAACGAGAAGCCUUUUCAUCGCGGUCAUAUUCUGAGAGCCAACAACGGGGAGUUCGGUACAAAGAACCAGAAUGCGGAAGGGGCGGCCGAAGACUCGUCUACCAGAACUAAGCUUCCUAAUGAAGUGGAGGAUUUCCGAUGUCAAAUUGGCCUCAGUCAUCCCGGAAUCCCAUGUCAACGGGCAAAAGACCGAAACGACAAGUCUCCUCAUCAUGGCAAGACGACAAGCUCUGAACCUACUGCACGUGGGGGAGGAAGAGCUUUACUUCGGUUGAGAGGCAGCGCGAACCCAGCGCUCAGCAAAUGCGACCAAAGGCUCCCUAGACUGAGCCUGCCCAGAGACAAGAUCAAGACUAUCACGGGUGCGGAACGCGGAAAAGACGAACAAAAGGUGGCCUUGCAUGGACCGAGGGACUUGCCGACAACUCAUCGCACCAUCAGAGAGGACUGGAACCUCAUGACUGUUACCAAUCCUUUGCGUAGAGGCGAGGGAGGAAGGUUGCAUCUACGUGGACCGAAGCCCAUCCCGAGACCGAUCCCGAGACCGAUCCCAGCUGCCAAUAACUUUGGUGCUCGCCAACGCAAGGCCUUCGACCUCGAGCCUCUUAUCAGACAGGAAGUCAACCUCCCAGCAGAUCCAACCGCCCAAGAAGCAGGGCAGCGCAUCGGCCCGGACACAAUACCUCCCCUACCAAUCUCCUAUAAGCCGAUCCUCACUGGUCGGCACCCACUGCACCGCCCAUUACCGCCAAUUCCGGACGAGACCUACCCAAAGGAUGAUGCGGAGUGCCAACCACCUCCGGUUCCGCCGCACGUGGUGCUAUAUCGGAGGAAAGCUAUCGCCAUGCACGCCCACGACAACUUUGAGUCGCCGGUCGAACGGUGCACAUCGGCUCCGGACGCUCCGACAGGCACCUAUUUCGGCCGAGAAACUUUGCAUUCUGGCUGGCAGCCUGCUAGAGCUGACACUGUUUGCAGCUCAUACUCGGAUCGAUACCCGGCAUCCUGAUUAGUUGUCCAGCCAGUGUUCUGAUCGUUGCCGCAUAUUGU